Molecule: messenger RNA, 2796 nt
Organism: Cladocopium goreaui
Lineage: Eukaryota; Dinophyceae; Suessiales; Symbiodiniaceae
Source: the annotation of a GenBank genome assembly
AUGGGUCAUGUCGUGUGGAACAUAGUGCGGGACUUGAACUUGUUCCUCGUCGUGGUAUUUAUGAUUGAGCAGUUGCCAGUGAACGAGCUUUUCCGCGAAACCUUCCGCAAAAUAAUGAUCGCCAUCAUGAUCGCGGUGAUGAUGUGGAGAUUGUUUGGCAACCUUUUUUUCGAGUCAUCGCCUGUGGGAGGUGCUCGAGUUGGCGGGCCGCUACGUCAAAAGAAAACUGAAGGAGGGAAAAGUCAGAAGCUGGAGUGGGCUGUAUGCGAGAUGCAGGGGUGGCGAGCAGCAAUGGAGGAUGCAACUUGCAUUGUGACAUCCUUGCCAGAACCCCUUGCAGAGCAGGCGCUUUUUGCAGUUUUUGAUGGUCAUGGCGGAUCACAAGUUUCGCACAUUGCUUCCAAAGAAUUUCCGAAGGUGCUCCAAGUGUGUGCAAACAAAUUGCAAGACGCUGAGACGGAAGAUGAGAAGGAGCCACAAGCAGAGUUGGAGAUUUCUGGGCCUUGCACACCUGGUAGUUCCAGCAGAUCCAAGCCCAGAGAUGAUCUCGCAAAGGAUCGAGAGGAAGAAGACAAGUGUCAAUUGUCCACCAAUGGUGUGGAGGCAGACAUUGCUCUCAAAGCGGAGGGUGGUCUAAGCGGGAAGGCCAUGUGUCGCCCCAGCAUGGACCUGGCAGACCGGACAGAGCCGAGGGCAGUGUCCUUGGCAGUAUGGCGGCGCAAGCGGCGCAAGCGGCGCAAGAUCGUUUCGAAUCAAUCAGGCGGGCCUGAAAAGGGUUUGGGCGGUGGAAAUCAGGUUGGUGGAUCCGUGCGGCUUGCUUUAGCUGUGACAGCGUCACUGGCGCCUCGCAGUCGUCGAAGAGCAGCCGAGCUGCCAACUGUCGUGCUUCGACGCGGCCGUGAGCAUUUGCUUUCGCCUUUGCUGUAUGAUGCUUCCGUUGAAAGGGUGAAAGGCUUCCCAAGCGCAGGCGACCUUGUAGAGGUAUGUGACUGGCGUGGCUGUGUGCUAGCUAUGGGAGUUUACAACCCCAACUCGAUGUACAGAGUGAGAGUCCUCCAACGUGGUGAAAACAGGCGGGACUUAUCUUCAAUCCUUUUGCACCGGUUGCGAGUUGCCAUGGCAACUCGCCGGUUGCUGGGCUUGCCCAAAGCUGGACAGGACGAGGCAUACCGACUUGUCAAUGGCGAAGGAGAUGGUUUGUCAGGACUGAUCGUUGAUGUUUAUGGAUGCAUCGCAGUGGUACGAGUAGCAGCCUACUGGGUUGAAAAACAUAGACGCACAGUGGAAGAUGGAAUUCGGUCAAUAUUCUUAGAGGUUGGGGUAAACAUCCGCCUUGUUUGGCGCCGAAGCUCAGCCCACCUGCAGCAGGACUUCCCGCAAGGUCUCUGCCAAAGUUUUGCAGAAGACGUUGAGGAAGAGGUGGACCCGCACGAAGAGUGUGAGGUCAUGGAGUCUGGCUUGCGCUUUUGGGUCCGCCCUGCUGGUGGCCAAAAGACCGGCCUUUAUUUGGACCAACGUGAAAAUCGCAGGCUGAUCCGGUCCUUGGUGGCCCUCCAAGAUGCACCACGAGUCCUUGAUUUGUGCUGCUACCAUGGUGCGUUCGCUUUGGCUGCAUUGGCAGGCGGUGCCUCGUGCGUGACUGCGGUAGACUCAUCUGCAGAGGCGUUGCAGGUUGCAGCUCGAAAUGCCACCCUGAACGGCUUCAAGUCCUCCUUAAAGCUUGAGCAAGGAGAUGUGGCAGCUUUCAUGCACCAGGCCGCAGCAGACAAGCAGGAGUAUGAUGUGGUUGUCCUGGAUCCUCCGAAAUUGGCUCCUUCCAGGCGCCGAGAGGCAUUGGCGAAGGCUGAACGGAAAUAUAUGGCUUUGAACGAGGCAGCGUUGCGCUUGGUGGCCCCUGGUGGCAUACUCCUGACAUGUACUUGUUCUGCGGCUAUGACUCAGUCCGGUCGUUUCAUAAGAAUGGUGAAGGCUGCUGCUUUUGGCGCAGAGCGCGAUCUUGCUGUACUGCAAACCUCACAGGCGGCUCCAGACCAUCCCGUUUCCCCGGCUUGCCCAGAGGCGGCAUAUUUGACAGCUGUAUUGGCCCGGUCGCUCUCGAUGAGCAUGAUUGCAAUGGAUGCAUUUCUGCGGCAGUUGGGGAAUGGCCUCAACUCACAACGGAGUGGCCUGGUCCCCUUGUCAAGUCCUUUGGGGAUUGUUGCAAGACAUUUGGAGGCGAACCGCCAAAGGAAUGCUUUCAAUUUGAUUGGUAGCACAGCCAUUGUUGCUUUGGUUGACUGCAGAGGCUCCCAACGAAGUGUUACAGUUGCCAACUGCGGAGAUUCUAGAGCUGUACUUUGCCGAGGGGGCAAGGCAAUUGAGCUUUCAGAGGACCACAAGCCGGAGCUUGAAAGUGAAGAGCAGCGAAUCAGGCUUGCAGGUGGUUCUGUGAAGCUGAUUGGCCCCUGCCACCGAAUAGACGGGUGGGGACUCAACCUGUCUCGAGCACUCGGUGAUUUUCACUACAAGGCACGGGCAGAUCUCAGUGCGGAGGAACAGAAGGUCAUCGCAGUGCCAGAGAUUCGAACGGUGCAGCUGGAUGACGAAGACGAAUUUUUGGUAUUAGCCUGUGACGGCUGCUUUGAGCUUCAUUCAUCCCAGGACGUAAUUGACAUUGUCAACAGUGCGUUAAGAGCCGGUGUCGAUGUGAAGCAGGCUGCAGAGCAACUUGUCGACAAAAGCUGCAGCCCGAACUUGGUGAAGACAAGAGGUAAAGGUGGAGAUAACUGCAGCGCUAUCGUCAUCAAGUUUCGCUGA